Messenger RNA from Malus domestica (apple), 1951 nucleotides. Its product is annotated as sugar transport protein MST4-like. Gene Ontology annotation, biological process: monosaccharide transmembrane transport. Gene Ontology annotation, cellular component: membrane. The record is from RefSeq and is a predicted model, not a curated record. Gene Ontology annotation, molecular function: monosaccharide transmembrane transporter activity. NCBI's taxonomy places the organism in Eukaryota, Viridiplantae, Streptophyta, Magnoliopsida, Rosales, Rosaceae.
AGUCUUCUUCUUUAGUUGAAUUCAGGUCUUCUAUAUAUAUAUAUUUAUAUAUAUAAAUAUAUGUCCACACACUUUUAUGUAUGUAAUUAAUUAGAUACUACGAUUAACUAACGUGUAUCAAAGUAAGAUCAGUAGUGAAAAAAAGAAAAAGAAACAAAGAAAGCAGAAGCAAUGGCAGGUGGUGGAUUUGGGGCCGCAGGAGGAGGCGGAGACUUUGAGGCAAAGAUCACUCCUCUUGUGAUCAUUUCUUGUAUAUUGGCCUCUACCGGAGGCCUCAUGUUUGGUUAUGAUGUUGGUAUUUCUGGGGGUGUUACAUCGAUGCCAGAGUUUCUGAGGGAAUUCUUCCCAGGCGUGUAUAGGAAGAAUCAACAUCCUGGACGUGAAAGCAAUUAUUGUAAAUACGAUAAUCAAGGCUUGCAGUUAUUCACGUCUUCACUGUACCUCGCUGCUUUGGUAGCAACCUUCGUCGCCAUGCACACUACCAAAUCGCUAGGUCGAAAGUUAACCAUGUUGAUGGCUGGCAUUUUCUUUCUGAUCGGAACAGUUUUUAAUUUUGCUGCCCAGAACCUUGCCAUGCUUAUCAUUGGAAGGAUCUUACUUGGUUGUGGAGUUGGUUUUGCUAACCAGGCGGUGCCACUUUUCCUUUCAGAGAUUGCACCCACAAGAAUUCGUGGGGCACUUAACAUACUCUUCCAACUCAUGUGCACUAUUGGCAUUCUUGUAGCAAACAUGAUCAAUUAUGGAACUGCCAAAAUUAAAGGGAACUAUGGAUGGAGGAUAUCACUAGGUUUGGCUGGUGUGCCGGCCAUCUUGCUAACUGUGGGCUCUCUAAUUGUGGUAGACACUCCGAACAGUUUGAUUGCUCGUGGUAAGUUAGAGGAAGGAAAAGCAAUUCUUAAAAGGAUUCGGGGUGUGGACAAUGUCGAACCAGAGUUUUUAGAAAUUGUUGAGGCAAGUCGUGUGGCUCAAGAAGUGAAAAGUCCCUUAAAAAAUCUCAUGAAGCGUAGGAACAGGCCUCAGUUGGUCAUUUCAAUUUGCAUGCAGAUUUUUCAGCAAUGCACUGGCAUUAAUGCAGUCAUGUUCUAUGCUCCUGUUUUGUUCAGCACCUUGGGAUUCAAAACCGAUGCUUCCCUUUACUCAUCUGCAAUAACAGGAGCCGUCAACGUCCUUUCAACCAUUGUAUCAAUCUACUUUGUGGACAGAGCUGGCCGCCGUGUACUCCUGCUAGAAGCAGGUGUCCAAAUGUUUCUUUCUCAAGUGGUGAUUACAAUUGUGCUGGGACUCAAAGUUAAGGACGAUGUUAACAACCUUGGACAUGGAUUAGGAAUCCUUGUGCUGGUUUUUGUGUGCAGUUUUGUUGCCUCCUUUGCAUGGUCUUGGGGACCUCUUGGGUGGUUGAUCCCUAGUGAGAUUUUCCCACUAGAGGCUCGUUCAGCUGGCCAGAGUGUGGCUGUUUUUUUCAACAUGCUGUUCACAUUUAUUAUAGCGCAGGCCUUCCUAUCGAUUCUUUGCCACAUGAAAUUUGCCAUUUUCUUGUUCUUUGCAGCUUGGGUCUUCGUCAUGACAAUCUUUGUAAUCUUUUUAAUUCCGGAGACCAAGGGAAUACCCAUUGAAGAGAUGACUGAAAGAGUCUGGAAGAAACACUGGUUCUGGAAGCAAUAUAUGGAUGAGGUCGAAGAUGAUCCCAAGGGCAAGGCUGAUGCUUGAACCAUCUUUACCCUCUUAUUCCUCUGCCUGCCAGUUUAUUAGUUUAAGGCUGAGGGGUUCUUCAUUAGUUAUAGGAAGUAGCUUCAUAGUGCACGCUCUCUGCAUGCCUUUUCUUUGACAUGGCUUCAUUUCAUUAAAACUAAAUCAAGCAAAGGUAUACAUUACUUUAGCUUGGAGAAUAAGCUCUCUGCAUGUGAUCAAAUGCAAUUUUUUCUUAUCCAAUUAAUGCAAAUUUUAAAGGUUA